Molecule: messenger RNA, 1830 nt
Organism: Pseudo-nitzschia multistriata
Lineage: Eukaryota; Bacillariophyta; Bacillariophyceae; Bacillariales; Bacillariaceae
Source: the annotation of a GenBank genome assembly
CCUCCGCCGAACUCGAAGAGGGCCAACAAACACCAUUUUCGACGGACAUGGUAUUUUUGGUACCGGUAGUGAUUGGCUACAACGAAAGGACUACAACAGCAACCGACCGGAGAUUUCGUUUCCCCUAGCCCUCUGGAAACGCCGGAAGAACCACCAUGACCCAUACAGUGUCGGCAGCGAUAACGGCUGCUCGGGCGGCGGCAGCGAGGGCAGCGACCGGCUUUUGCAUGCCGGGAAGGGCCACAGCCACGGCUUCAUCCACGGCUUCAUUGGCCACGGCUUCAUCCACGGCUUCAUUGGCCACGGCCUCUCCUCCCAUGGCACGCCAGCACCAACAACGGUGGUCGUCGGCGGGUGCCGCCGGAAACCGCUUGUCGGGGCGUUCCAGAUUUUACAACCACGUCGGCACAACACUCCUGGAGGUCGCGCCCUGGGAAGAAUCCGGGGACGGAACCUCGUCCUGCGGCGACAGCGACCGGGUGGCGUCGCCCAUCUCGGCGGGGGUCGACGGCAGCCGGUCCGCAACGGGGGUCCACCACAUCCCGAAGGGGGACCGGACCACCAGGUCGCUCGCCCUGGAGGCCAUGCUGGUUCCGCGCGUUCCGGGAGCGGGACCGGCCCGGGAAACCGCUACGAGUGCUGCCGGCGACGGCGAGAGCGGCGGCUCGUCCCCGUCCUGGUACGGCGUCACGCUGGACGGCCGAACCGUGUCGACGCCCAUGGGGCAGACCCUCGCGGUUCCCUCGGAAACCCUGGCCUACAUGAUUGCCGCCGAGUGGGACAGCCAGACGAAAGACCUCCAGCCGUCCAGCAUGCCGCUCAUGACCCUGGCCUGUACGGCACUGGACCAGGCCGCCCACCACCCCCGGUUCUACCGGGACACGGCCCUCAAGUACCUGCCGACGGACACGGUGCGUGCGAUGUGUUUCUUGUGGGUGUGGCACGAAAGCGUCGCGUCGAAGCGGAGCACGGUGUUCUAGGUUUUUCUGGUCCGGUUGGAGCCUUUGCGCAACGAUUCACUCACUCACUCACUCACUCACUCGUAUGUUUGUUUGUUUGUUUGUUUGUUUGUUUGUUUGUUUGUUUGUUUGUUUGUUUGUUUGUUUGUUUGUUUGUUUGUUUGUUUGUUUGUUUGUUUCCUCGUUCGACCAAUGGCCCGACGACCGGCCCGCAGACGUGCUUCUGGGCCGAUCCCACCGAGGACCGCCUGCUGCACCGGCGCCAGCAGCAGGCCUGGAAGGGCCUCCACGGGUUCUGCGCGGACCGCCUCGGCGGGGCGAGCCCCACCACCGCCUUUGGGAUGGAGGGGAUGCUCAUGUCCCGCAAGCGCGGGGACGAAAAGCCGACCGCCGGCCUCCCGCACCCGGGGGUUCUGGUGGAGGCGGCCGACUCCUGGACCCGCUCCCUCGACGCCUGGCAGCUGGUCGCACUCAACUCGAUCGCCACCCAGGCCAAGUCCUUCCUGAUCGCCUUUGCGAUGCUGGAGGGCGCGGGCAUCGCCCUCGGGGACAAGGGGGAAUCCAGAGUCGCCGCCCCUCCCUUUGCGGACGUUUCCGACGCCUCCGAGGCGAGCCGCGUGGAGGAGGAGUUCCAGAUCAGCGUCUGGGGCCUCGUGGAGGGCCAGCACGACUACGACAGGCUCAAUUCCUCCAUCCAGCUGCACUCGGCAAGCUUGUUUGCCAAAACGAUUCUGCUGGAGAACGCCGAGUAGCGCUCCGAGCGGCAAGAAGCGACCCACGGCGAACAAGCUUCCUACGGGUCCGCUGGCCGAUGGAACGGUGCUUUGGGACGGUCAACGACAAAAUCGAGGAACAAACAGUUUUGCAGUAU